UGAAAUUCCCAGAUGUCAAUUUACUUUUUUUCAAUUAAAUUACUCUUCAAUUCCAUUCUUAAUUUUAGCUACAACUUUUUAGCAUUUUGAUAUUUUGUCAGUUGUGAAAUUUUGUUACAGUAAGUAUGCUUCUUCAGAUUACAGGAGCUUUUAGGUGGGUGACGUGCCAAUAUGACCUUGUUACUGCUUUAAUGUAAAUAGAUUCAGUACCAGAGCAGAUGAAGCAGUCAUUUUAAGGAAUCUAAUACAGCCUUAAUAUACUGGUGCAUGUCAAACAUCAGACUGAAAUCAUCUAGGGUAUGUAGGAGUGGACAUUAUCUGAUUUUAAUUCGCAAUGGACGGUUUUAGCAACAGACAGGGAAUAGGUUUAUUGGAAGGAUAAACUGCCCAUUAACAUAUAAUCUGUACAUAUAAACAAGGGAGGAUGAAGCCCUCGUGGCUUUUCUCGGUGUUACCGUGGUAACAAACUUAGUCACCUCCACUGUGGCGCUAGGGGUACCCGUCAUCGUACUGUUUGCAACAACCGCAUGACUAUAAGAUUAGAAUGCGUCCAUUUAGAAGGAAAAUUGUUUAUUCAGUUAAAAUGUAUCCUAUUAAUGAUGUUGACUCUUGCACUUGUUUUAGGGGGGAUAUUCGUCAACUAAAGAUUACAUAACCACGGAAUCCCGAAAAAAAUCGUUGCUAAAAAUCGUGUUACAUUUCACAGUUGUGGCUGCUGUGAUGUAUUCAGCAUUUUUCACUUUUAGUAGGUUUAUGACUGGUAAAUAACAAAAAGACGUGUCCUGUCUUUCAUCGACUGAUUUACGAUUUUAAAAUCGUAUUUUCUUUGUUUUGCUUGUGUUCCUUUUAACUAUUUCGUAUUGCUUAAAUAUAAUCUAUGACUCAUUAUUUACACGAAACAGACGUCAAGCCUUCUGACACCUAAUGCCGAUACUACUUGUAAACAUCAAUACCAUGUAAGUCAAUAUUUCUGCUAAAAAAUACAUUAACGAAAAUAUCUCACGCGUAUGACAUUGUAAACACAACGAAAGCUCCGGAUCCGAGUCGCAUUAACUGAUUAUUUAUUUUAUCUCGUCAGUCACUGUCAUCGGUUCCAAAAACAUUUACAAUAACAAGACCCUUAAAGCCACCCUGCAGUCAUCGAGUUUCGGUUUUCUCAGCCUCUGUAAUUUACCAUUGCUUCCCCUUUAAAAAUGAAUUAUGCGAUUACUCCCCCCACCACAUACACGCAAACGGACACACAGCGUCCCAUACACCCUCCCUUGCUGAAUACGUUGUUCAGCCUAAACAGCAGACUUUGGAAAUUGCCGGCGCAGUUAAUCUCCGCGGUUAACAGCGCCGGUUGCUCAGAAGUGGAUCAGACUUUGAUAGGGGAGUGCAAAGAGUGUGGGAAGCGAUCAGACCAGGACAAAGAUGCUAUGACUAUAUAUCCCCCGCGCUAGUGUGGCGGCACGGGGGAAAUCUUAAGCCAGGAAAUCAGCCCCACCAAGUGAUACAUAACUGCUGGCCAGGCUGGCACAAGUGCUGUUUAGAGUCACUGGUAGCCCAGUGUGUUUUGGUGGCCCAGGGUCAGCUUCCACCUCGUCAGCAUGCCUCCACGGCCCUCAUCUGGGGAGUUAUGGGGCCUCCAUCUCAUGCCCCCCCGCAUCCUGGUGGACUGCUGUCUGCCCAACGGCAUGCUGGUCAGCCUGGAGUGCCUGCGGGAAGCUCCACUUAUUAGCAUCAAGCAGCAGCUCUUCACAGAGGCCCGGAAGUAUCCUCUCUACCACCUCCUACAGGAGGAGUCAUGCUACAUCUUUGUUGGGGUGACACAGGAGGCAGAGCGAGAGGAGUUCUACGACGAGACACGGCGGCUCUGUGACCUCCGGCUCUUCCACCCCAUCCUCAAGGUCAUCGAGCCACUGGGCAACAGGGAAGAGAAGAUCCUCAACAGGGAGAUUGGCUUUGCCAUUGGAAUGCCCAUCUGUGAGUUCGAGCUGGUGAAGGACCCAGAAGUGCAGGACUUCCGGCGCAACAUUCUGAACGUGUGCCGCGAGGCCAUGGAGGAGCGGGAGGGGGGCGGCGCCCACAGCCAGGCGCUCUAUGUGUACCCCCCCAACGUGGAGUCAUCCCCUGACCUGCCCCAGCACAUCUUCUCCAAGCUGGAUAAAGGCCGCCUGAUUGUGACCAUCUGGGUGAUAGUCUCCCCCUCCAACGCCAAGCAGAAGUACACGCUGAAGAUCGCCCACGACGCCCUGCCUGAGCAGCUCAUCGCGGAGGCCAUCCGCAAGAAGACGCGCAGCAUGCACCUGUCUGCGCAGCAGCUGCGCCUCUGCGUGCAGGAGUACCAGGGCCAGUACAUCCUGAAGGUGUGCGGCUGUGACGAGUAUCUGCUGGAGAAGUACCCGCUGAGCCAAUACAAGUACAUCCGGAGCUGCAUUAUCGUUGGUAGGCUCCCACACCUCAUGCUGGUGUCUAAGGAUAGCCUGUACAGCCAGCUGCCCGCCAGUGGGUUUGUGACCCCCUCCUACAGUCGUCGCACCCCCCAGCCCAGCCCCUGCCCCGGCGGAGGGGAUUCCAGUGCCCCCCGCUCCCUCUGGGCCUUCAACACCUUGCUCAGGGUACGACUGCUGUGUGCCACUUACGUCAACGUCAACAUUAGGGACAUCGACAAGAUCUAUGUGAGAACAGGUAUCUACCAUGGAGGCGAGCCACUAUGUGACAAUGUCAACACCCAGAGAGUGCCUUGCUCGAACCCCAGGUGGAAUGAAUGGCUGACCUAUGACAUAUAUCUGACCGAUCUACCCCGGUCGGCUCGACUGUGCCUCUCCAUUUGCUCUGUCAAAGGUCGUAAGGGAGCCAAAGAGGAGCACUGCCCUUUGGCCUGGGGGAACGUGAACCUGUUUGACUACAGGAACACCCUGGUGAGCGGCAAAGUGGCCCUGAGCCUGUGGCCCAUGCCACACGGCCUGGAGGACCUGCUCAACCCCAUUGGAGUGGCUGGGUCCAACCCCAACAAGGAAACCCCCUGUGUGGAGCUGGAGUUCUCCUGGUUUAACCAGACUGUGAUCUUCCCGGAUGAGCAGCAAAUCGAGGAACACGCCAACUGGACCAUCUCCCGCGAGCUGGGCUACAAUUACUCCAUGGGGCUGAGCAGCCGACUGGCAUGUGACAACACCAUGUCGCAGGGGGACGUGGAACAGCUGCUCAGCCUUUGCAGCCGAGACCCGCUGUACGAGCUGUCUGAGCAGGAGAAGGACUUCCUGUGGAGGCACCGACAUUACUGCGUCAACAUCGCUGAGAGUCUCCCCAAGCUGCUCCUCUCGAUGUACUGCCUUCUGCGUGACUGGCCCCUCAUGGAGCCGGAGAGCGCCCUGGAACUGCUAGACUGUAACUUUCCGGACCCCAUGGUGCGGGAGUUUGCUCUCCGCUGCCUCGUGCAGGGCCUGACGGACGACAAAUUGAGCCAGUAUCUGCUGCAGCUGGUCCAGGUACUCAAGUACGAAAUGUACUUGGACAAUCCUUUGGCUCGAUUUCUCAUCAAGAAAGCGUUGACCAAUCAGAGGAUCGGACACUUCUUCUUUUGGCAUCUUAAGUCGGAGAUGCACAACAAGACGGUGUCCCGCCGCUUCGGCCUGCUGCUGGAGGCCUUCUGCCGUGCGUGUGGGAUGUACCUGAAGCACCUCAACAGGCAGGUGGAGGCUAUGGAGAAGCUGGUCAAUCUCACUGACACCCUCAAGCAGGAGAAGAAGGAUGAGACACAGAAGACGCAGAUGAAGUUCCUGGUGGAGCACAUGUCCCGCCCCGACUAUAUGGAGGCACUGCAAGGCUUCGUCUCACCUCUCAACCCCGUCCACCAGUUAGGUAACCUCAGGCUGGAAGAGUGCCGGAUUAUGUCAUCGGCAAAGCGCCCCCUGUGGCUGAACUGGGAAAACCCCGAUAUCAUGAGUGAGCUUCUGUUCACCAACAAUGAAGUCAUCUUCAAGAACGGUGAUGAUCUGCGGCAGGACAUGCUGACUCUACAGAUUAUCAAGAUUAUGGAGAACAUUUGGCAGAACCAAGGGCUGGACCUGAGGAUGCUGCCUUACGGCUGCCUGUCCAUCGGGGACUGCGUGGGCCUGAUCGAGGUGGUGAAGAACUCGUACACCAUCAUGCAGAUUCAGUGCAAGGGCGGCCUCAAGGGGGCGCUGCAGUUCAACAGCAACACUUUGCACCACUGGAUCAAGGACAAGAACCGUGGCGAGGCCUAUGACCGAGCCAUCGACCUGUUCACUCGAUCCUGUGCCGGAUACUGUGUGGCCACAUUCAUCCUGGGCAUUGGGGACAGACACAACAGCAACAUCAUGGUUAAGGAGAAUGGGCAGCUGUUCCACAUCGACUUUGGCCACUUCCUCGACCACAAGAAGAAGAAGUUCGGCUACAAGCGGGAGCGGGUGCCCUUCGUCCUCACGCAGGACUUCCUCAUCGUCAUCAGCAAGGGCGUGCAGGAGUGCACCAAGACCAAAGAGUUUGAAAGGUUCCAGGAGAUGUGCUACAAAGCUUACCUGGCCAUCCGCCAGCACGCCAGCCUCUUCAUCAACCUGUUCUCGCUGCUGCUCGGCUGCGGCAUGCCCGAGCUGCAGAGCUUCGACGACAUCGCCUACCUGCGCAAGACGCUGGCACUGGAGAAGAGCCAGCAGGAGGCACUGGAGUACUUCACCAAGCAGAUGAACGACGCUCACCAUGGCGGCUGGACCACCAAGAUGGACUGGAUCUUCCACACCAUCCGUCACAUGCCCAACGAGCACUAAGACCCGCAGAUGAGCGUCAUCACCUGAUGCGCUUACUGACAUGCACACUGACACUCUUACACACCUGUGAUUUAAAUCCAUCAGGACUAAUACCUUCACAUUCAGGCUGUCAACCAUCUUUAAUAGUUCCGUACCUGGCAACAUGUCGACUCAGACCUGGUCAACCAUUAAGUUGCAUGAUUCAAUGACAGACAUAAACCGGUUAAACUUCAUGCCUUUACUGCGGUAAAAUGUCAAGAGGAAAGGAAGGAAAUAUAUUGUGACCGACGCAGCAAAGUUUGCAGAUUGGGGCCGGCAGGGGGAGUGCGAUGGCUAUACUGCUGUGAUGUCACAUGCUUUUCGGGCUUCCGAUAGCCAGACGACCGAAAACGGGACGAAAGCUGAUAGACUCUGAGGCGUCUUUGCACCUGGGGACUUCAGAUCUGAGAAACUUCUCAGCUGAGAUGAAGACAAUCUGUAAGGUUUAAGGUGACUGGUCCAUGUGCCCGCUACAUGCUAACUGGGCUGGACUGACUGCUCAGCACUGGACCAGUGCUCUUCUUGCAGCAAGACGCACGUCGACGGCACUGUGAGUUUGACUGUCGCUCGCUUUUUCUUCCUCCUCUGUUAAGUAGCAGUACGGAACGGACGGCUGUGUGUGGCACGUUUAGGGAGGAAGUGACACACUGGAUGGAUCUAAAGAAACAAAUUGCACUGCGUUGGUGUCUCUACACUGCACUGGACUGUAUAACUGCACUAUAUGGGGACCAGGUGAUGAUCAUGAUCAGUGUUGAUAGUAGCAUCAUCACCCACUCUAGUUGCACCAUUCACUUGAAAUGAUGGGGAGGCGGCACUAAAACCGAAAAACUGAACAGCAGCUUGAUUGAAAGUUGUACACCCCCAUCUUCCUGCAAAGAUGCCAAAUGAUUGGUAGGUAGUAACAUCAUUAUCAAAACACCCAGCUUAGUGUCACCGGGGGGGGGAGCGAAGCAUCUAACGGUGCCAAUUUUGUCUUCCUUAUUGCAAAUCCUGUAUUGGGGGGUGGGGGGGUGGAGGUUAUUUUCCGUCGUGUUUGACUUCAGUGUUAUAUUGUGAGAUUUUCAACCAAUUCGAGGAGCUUUAUAACCAGCAAAAAGAUGUUUUUAGUGAAAGACACUGUGAGUGCAAUAAAGCCCUUUACUCAUUACAUGUUCUUUACAGUGGCAGAUUUGCAGAGCUCUUCCACGGUCGUGUGUAGAAUACUGUGCUAGAUGCUACAAUGGGACAUUAAUCAUUUCCUUGAGACCAGCUGUAAAAGAGGCCUGGGGUGUGACACCACUUAAUUAGCAUAUAAUGAGUACGGGGCUUAAUAAUUUGUGUACCAUCAGGGAACUAGUCAACUGACAAUCUCAGAGAACUCUUGUGAGCAAAGGCCUUUCUCAAUGACUAUGGUCCUCUUAAGUGGCACCAGAUUUGACAUAGUAGCAGGACUGGUUCCUAUAGACUUCUAGGUUAGUCAGAUAGCAUAGAUACUUACCCACAAUCUGACCUGUAUUUCACUGUAGUACAUGUUAGUCACUGGCCAAAUUAAGGGUUUCUCAUUGGUGCUUAAAGAUGUUAAACAUUUAUAUCCAUCCAUUUUAACAAUGAACUAUGGAUAUUAUUAUUAUCAGGUCUAGAACUAACUUAUGCAUAAUCUUUCUGGAUUUAAUGAAUUGUGUGAGAAAGAACACUUGUUUGGCUCCAAAAAAGGUCAAUUGAUAUGAAAUUAUUAUUUUUCUUAAAGUCACCUUGCUUUUCAGUGUUUGAAUCGUUCGUGGAAAAUCAGGUAUUUGGCAUUGAAAAAUAACUCAUGUGGCACCUUAAGUAAAGUUUGCAUAGGACAAAUCAGUGACUAUAUGGAUAUUGGAAACUGUGGAUAGAAACCUUCGGAGAGCCAGUAUUUUCUGUGUGAUGGCCAGUAGUGGUUGGUAAUACAUGUUGUGGUGGGACUUUGUUAAAGAAUCGCUGUACUGUAUUUUGAUAAAAAGUUUAUACACUGAUGUUAGCAUCGUUGCAGUUCGAAAUAACAGGGCUGACUUGAUUGCGUAACUUAUGAUUGGUCUCUUGGAUGUUUUGCUAUGAUGUCGUUUUCAGUGAUAUUUAAAUAAAGAUUUGUCAAAAUGUGUGCAUGGUAACUGGAGGCCUCAUACAAGAACAUACAGAAGUGACAUGUGGAUCGGGCAAAUUAUCCAUACAUUAAAAUUAAAACAAGAUAACAUAUAACACAACACUGAAUGGGACACAUGAUGCAAACGCCAUGUAAAAGAGUGUAAUGUUUAAUAAAUGGAGAUACUAAGGACUGGAA
Molecule: messenger RNA, 7074 nt
Organism: Paramormyrops kingsleyae
Lineage: Eukaryota; Metazoa; Chordata; Actinopteri; Osteoglossiformes; Mormyridae
Source: RefSeq, a predicted model, not a curated record